Messenger RNA from Acanthopagrus latus (yellowfin seabream), 2645 nucleotides. RefSeq names its product glycogen synthase 1 (muscle) (gene gys1). The transcript has 16 exons. Gene Ontology annotation, cellular component: cytoplasm. The record is from RefSeq and is a predicted model, not a curated record. Lineage: Eukaryota; Metazoa; Chordata; Actinopteri; Spariformes; Sparidae. Gene Ontology annotation, biological process: glycogen biosynthetic process. Bases 390 to 2522 code for a protein of 710 amino acids. Gene Ontology annotation, molecular function: alpha-1,4-glucan glucosyltransferase (UDP-glucose donor) activity.
ACCCCUGAUUUGUAUGGAUGAAAUGAUAACUCACCAACCACAGCAGCUCUCUUUAAACUCUGCUCGGCCAAUUGCGUCUCUCGGCUGUGGAAAACGCCCAGUUCCCAUCACGUUGUGUACAGAGGCGGAGACAAAGAGGAAACUGAGGCCAAUGGGAGUGAAGCUCAUGAAUAAUGUGACACCCAGAGACUCUGCAUUCACCAACCCAACCCUCUUCCUGCAUCAGCGAACGCAUCAAACCAAUGUGAAUCGCUGGCAUUUAAAGUAAAGCCGCCGCCCCCUUUCCCCCACUCUCUGAUGGUUUCCUUUUUUCUUUUUUUUUUUGGAUUGACUGCGACAGCUGCCAAUGAGUAGUUCAUCUUCGUAAAGUUAGGACAAAAACCGAAGGCAUGCCGCUGGCUCGCAGCCUCUCUGUCACGUCUCUGUCAGGACUUGAGGAGUGGGAUGAGGAGUUUGAUUUGGAGGACGCUGUGCUUUUUGAAAUUGCCUGGGAGGUCGCUAACAAAGUCGGAGGCAUCUACACCGUCAUCCAGACCAAAGCCCGCCUGACCUCAGAGGAAUGGGGGGAGAACUAUUUCCUGGUGGGUCCCUACGUGGAGAGCAACGUGCGCACACAAGUGGAGCUGAUCGAGCCCACCAACCCCGCGCUGAAGAGAACCAUUGACAAGAUGAACGCCAGUGGGUGUAAGGUCUACUUUGGCCGCUGGCUCAUUGAGGGCAGCCCUUAUGUCAUUCUGAUUGAUGUAGGGUUCACCGCCUGGUCCCUGGACACCUGGAAGAGUGAGCUGUGGGACCUCUGUGACAUUGGCGUGCCGUGGUUCGACCGCGAGGCCAACGAUGCCGUGCUGUUCGGCUUCCUGACGGUCUGGCUUCUGGGAGAGUACGCAGCUCAGUGUGAUGAGCCUCCACACAUCGUGGCCCAUUUCCACGAGUGGUUGGCAGGCCUGGGCCUGGUGUUGUGCAGACAGAGACAGCUUCCCGUCGCAACAAUCUUCACCACUCAUGCCACAUUGCUGGGACGAUACCUGUGUGCUGGAAAUGUGGACUUCUACAACAAACUUGCAGAGUUCAACGUGGAAAAAGAGGCAGGUGACAGACAGAUCUACCACCGCUACUGUUUGGAGCGGGCGGCUGCGCACUGUGCACACGUCUUCACCACUGUGUCACAGAUCACAGCCAUUGAGGCAGAGCACCUGCUCAAGAGGAAACCAGACAUUGUCACUCCCAACGGGCUCAACGUGAAGAAGUUCUCCGCCGUGCACGAGUUUCAAAACCUCCACGCUCAGAGCAAGAAUCGGAUCCAGGAGUUCGUCAGGGGACACUUCUACGGACACCUGGACUUUAACCUGGACAAGUGUUUGUUCCUCUUCAUCGCUGGAAGGUACGAGUUCUCCAACAAGGGCGCCGACAUCUUCUUGGAAGCUUUAGCCAGACUCAACUAUCUACUGAGAGUCAACCACAGUGAUGUGACCGUCAUUGCAUUCUUCAUCAUGCCAGCUCGGACAAACAACUUCAAUGUGGAGACGCUGAAGGGCCAAGCAGUUAGGAAACAACUCUGGGAUACUGCUCAGACUGUGAAGGAACGCUUCGGAAAGAAACUUUAUGAGUCACUUCUAGUUGGACAGCUGCCAGAUGUGUCAAAGAUGCUGGACAAAGAGGAUUUCACCAUAAUGAAGCGUGCCAUCUUUGCAACUCAGAGACAAUGCCAGCCUCCAGUCUGCACCCAUAACAUGCUGGAGGACAGCAGCGACCCCAUCCUUAAUUGCGUCCGCCGUAUCGGCCUUUUCAACAGCUCUUCUGACCGUGUCAAGAUUAUCUUCCAUCCAGAGUUCCUUUCAUCCACCUCUCCUCUACUUCCGAUGGAUUAUGAGGAGUUUGUAAGAGGCUGCCACCUCGGCGUCUUCCCCUCUUACUAUGAGCCCUGGGGCUACACACCAGCUGAGUGCACAGUCAUGGGAAUUCCAUCGAUCUCAACCAACCUGUCAGGCUUUGGUUGUUUCAUGGAAGAACACAUAGCAGACCCAUCGGCAUACGGUAUUUACAUCCUGGACCGGCGGUUUAGAGGGGUCGACGAGUCGUGUAACCAGCUCACUUCCUUCCUGUUUCAGUUCUGCAAGCAGAGCCGGCGCCAGCGGAUCAUCCAGAGGAACCGGACUGAGCGUCUGAGUGACCUCUUGGAUUGGAGAUACCUUGGCAGGUAUUAUAUAUCUGCACGUCAUAUGGCCCUGGCUAAAGCCUUCCCUGACACCUUUGUGUAUGACCUUCAGGAGCCCACAUCAACCUCGGGUUUCCGUUACCCGCGACCAGCCUCCGUGCCACCUUCUCCAGCUCUGUCCCGCCACUCUUCCCCGCACCACAGCGAGGCCGAGGACAACGAUGACGAGCGCUACGAUGAGGAUCUGGAGGCAGAGAAGGACCGGGUGAACAUCCGCCAGCCCUUUACUCUGCCAUUCAAAAACAAGUCUUCUGCUGUCCACGGGGCCAAUGGAAUCAGCGAGGGUGUCACAAGCGAGAAAAACUGAGACGCGCGGAUGCACACACAUACAGUACAUGCUAAAACCUCACUAGUGAAACCUGAUCUGUGGCAAUUGUCAAAAGUCCUCCAUGUGCUCAGAAACUUAAUAAAUGAGUGCAGUUGUGUGAAA